This is a messenger RNA of Neocloeon triangulifer, 1421 nucleotides long. RefSeq names its product dnaJ homolog subfamily C member 8. The record is from RefSeq and is a predicted model, not a curated record. The transcript is spliced from 2 exons. The coding region runs from base 65 to 823 and encodes 252 amino acids. Lineage: Eukaryota; Metazoa; Arthropoda; Insecta; Ephemeroptera; Baetidae. Gene Ontology annotation, cellular component: nucleus.
UAAUCGGUUUUCAGAAGAACAAAACAAAACAGCAAAACACCCAAAAGUGUUGAAAACGAAAAUUAUGGCGUCGUCCAGCCAAAGCAGGCCAGUUUCGGCCGGCGAAAGUGGAGUUUCGUUCGACUCGUUUUAUACCGAAGUAAAGGCGAUCGAAAAACGAGACUCCGUUUUGACCUCAGCGCAACAAAUCGAGCGCCUCAUGCGACCCGGCUCAAGCUAUUUCAACUUGAAUCCGUUUGAGGUCUUGCAGGUGGACCCUGAGACUUCGCUGGACGACAUCAAGAAAAAGUACAAGCGGCUGUCCAUCCUGGUGCAUCCAGACAAGAACCAGGAUGAUGCCGAGCGAGCUCAGGAGGCUUUUGAAGUCGUCAACCGAUCGUGGAAGAUCCUUGAAAACGAGUUGUCUAGGGCCAGGUGCAUGGAGAUUGUUGAAGAGGCCAAAGGACGGACAGAUUUAGCCCUUGAAGAAAGAAGAAAAAAGGAGAAAAAAGACGGAAAGGAAUUCGUUGAGCCGAGUCCAGAGGAGUACAAGCGCCAGGUGUACGUCCUGACGAUGAAGCUCUUUGCAGACAUGGAGCGUAAAAGACGAGACCUAGAUAAGCGCGAUAUGGAGGAGCGAAAAAGAAAACGAGAGCAGGAAAUCGAGGCUGAGGAAAAGGCCAAGACGGACAAGGAGUGGCAGCAAAACUUUGAAGAGUCUCGACAGAACCGAGUGGAGAGUUGGAAAACCUUCCAGGCUGGUGGCAAGAAGAAGAAGUCCUCGUCAGAACCCAAGAAAAUGAAGUUGUUCAAGCCUCCGAAGCACAAAGCCGAAUCGAGAUAAAAAUAACUCAACGUGCAAUUUGCGAUCGAAUGUGCCCAAAUUUGUGUCCCAGUGUGUCGUUGGUAAAAAUUAAUGUGAAAAAGUUGCUUUGCAUCUCCUCUGAAUCAAGAUUUGCAUAGUUUUUUUCUCAUUGAAGAAUUUAAAUUAUUUUGAUGCAGAAAUUAAUAAUAUAAUAAUACAGCUAAUCCAGGAAAGAAAUUUUUAACACUGCCGAGAAUUUUGUAUCUUUAUCAACACAGAGUGGCUUGGCUUGAGAAAGGUGCCAAGAAGGUGAUUAAUGUAAAUAUUUAUUUUGUUAAAAAUUAAGGUCCAAAUUAUUGCUUAUACAAAUAAAUUUAAAUUAAAUGUAAUCCACUGGAUUUUUUAAUCAUACAUAUUGUCAACAAUUUUAAAUAUUUCUUGGACUGCUGUUACUUUUGACAAUUAUUUUUUUUAAUGCACUUUUUCCGGUGUUUUUUAUAUUUAUUUUUUAUUGCUUCUUCUCUUCUUCUUGAGUCCCUGCCAAGAGGUGCGGAUUUCCGUGGGUUGGUAGCGUACGAAGACGAAGACAUGCAGCAUGCAAAGUUCAUCACCCUCUUCAUCUCGCAAGCACAUUAUC